Messenger RNA from Lonchura striata (white-rumped munia), 855 nucleotides. NCBI's taxonomy places the organism in Eukaryota, Metazoa, Chordata, Aves, Passeriformes, Estrildidae. The record is from RefSeq and is a predicted model, not a curated record.
AGCCGCUGGGCUCGCUGAGCCCCGAGGAGCGGGACGCCCGCACGGUUUUCUGCAUGCAGCUCGCCGCCCGCAUCCGCCCCCGCGACCUGGAGGAUUUCUUCUCGGCCGUCGGAAAGGUGCGCGACGUCCGCAUCAUCUCGGACCGGAACUCGCGGCGCUCCAAGGGCAUCGCCUACGUGGAAUUCUGCGAGAUCCAAUCGGUGCCCUUGGCCAUCGGCCUCACCGGCCAGCGCCUGCUCGGCGUGCCCAUCAUCGUCCAGGCCUCCCAGGCCGAGAAGAACCGGCUGGCGGCCAUGGCGGCGCCCCUGCAGAAGGGCUCGGGCGGCCCCUUGCGCCUCUACGUCGGCUCCCUGCACUGCAACAUCACCAAGGAGAUGCUGCGCGGCAUCUUCGAGCCCUUCGGCAAGAUCGAGAGCAUCGUGCUGAUGCGGGACCCGGAGACGGGACAGUCCAAAGGCUACGGCUUCAUCACCUUCUCCGAGGCCGAGUGCGCCCGCCGCGCGCUGGAGCAGCUCAACGGCUUCGAGCUGGCCGGGCGGCCGAUGCGCCUGGGGACGCUGAGCGAGCGACCCGACGGCUCCAGCGACGUCACCUUCCCCGAGAACAGCCCGGGAACAGCCGGGGGGCGCUUUUGGCCCGCAGGCUCGGGGCUGCAGCUGCCCCCCCCGGCGCAGGCGGCGCUGCAGCAGCUCAACGGGGCCCUGACCCCCCUGGGGGGGCUCAACCCCGCCGCCCUCACAGCCCUGAGCCCGGCGCUGAAUUUGGCCUCGCAGUGUUUGACGCUCUCGGGGCUCUUCUCGCCCCAGACCAUGUGAGCUCCCAGUAUAAACCAGUAUAAACCAGUAUAAACCAGUA